Messenger RNA from Anarrhichthys ocellatus (wolf-eel), 2102 nucleotides. RefSeq names its product aryl hydrocarbon receptor interacting protein (gene aip). Bases 31 to 1056 code for a protein of 341 amino acids. Gene Ontology annotation, molecular function: peptidyl-prolyl cis-trans isomerase activity; protein binding. The transcript is spliced from 7 exons. Lineage: Eukaryota; Metazoa; Chordata; Actinopteri; Perciformes; Anarhichadidae. The record is from RefSeq and is a predicted model, not a curated record.
CAUCUGUCGUUAAUUGAGACUCGGUCAAGGAUGGAGGAAGAGGCACGCAAGCUUCUCGAGGAAGGAAUAGUAAAGAAACUGAUCAGUCCUGGUAAAGGAGAGCUAUCGACCUUUCCCAAUGGAACAAAGGUGGUCUUCCACUACCGCACCAGCCUGUGUGAUGGCAAAGUGCUGGAUGAUUCCAGAACCAUGGGGGGCCGCAGCAAACCCAUGGAGCUCAUCUUGGGCAAGAAGUUUAAACUAGCUGUGUGGGAGAGAGUGGUCAUCACCAUGAAACAAGGCGAAGUUGCAGAGUUCACCUGUGACAAUAAGCACACGGCACUGUAUCCGCUCGUGUCCCAGUCCCUGAGAAACAUCAGUGCUGGUAAGGACCCCCUGGAAGGCCAGAGGCACUGCUGCGGCAUUGCUCAGAUCCACUCCCACCACUCUCUGGGGCACAAGGACCUGGAUCAGCUUCAGGCCAGUCAGCAGCCUCUCGUCUUCAGCAUCGAGCUGCUGGAGGUUCUGACUCCAGGAUCGUUCCAGCUUGACGUGUGGGCCAUGACAGACGAAGAGAAACUCAAGCUCGUGCCUCAGAUCCAUGAGGAGGGCAACAUGCUUUUCAAAAAGGGCCAAAUUAAGGAAGCCACAGAGAAGUACUACAAUGGCAUUGCCUGCCUCAAAAAUCUACAGAUGAAGGAGCACCCUGGGGACGAAGUAUGGGUGAAGUUGGACCACAUGAUAACACCACUGCUCCUCAACUACUGCCAGUGCAAGCUACUCCAGGGCCAGUACUACGAAGUCAUCGAACACUGCACAUCCAUAGUCUUCAAAUAUGAGUACAACGUGAAGGCCUUCUACAAGCGAGCUAAGGCCCACGCUGCAGUGUGGAACGAGACGGAGGCCCGAGCAGACUUUGAAAAGGUGUUGGAGCUGGACCCCUCUCUGGGACCGUCUAUCGCCAAGGAGCUGAAGAUCAUGGAGGAGAAGAUCCGCACCAAAGAGAAAGAGGAAAAGGGUCGCUACAAAGACCUAUUCAACUACAACGCAACACCAGCCACUGCCACUACAGGUUGAAUCUCACAGUGGGUUGGAACAAGAGGAUGCCUGUGAAGUUCAAAAGAGGAGGAGGAAACUGCGCUGACUGGUGUUUUAAGUUUUUAAUCCAUGCAUCCGAGCCAAAAACUGUUGCCACUCAGCCCUCCAUGGAACACGCAAACAUAUUCUCACAGGAGUCCGGUCAUACACGCAAAGCCACGCAUAUAUAUAUAUAUACUAAGGUGCAAUUUGCAUUCCUGCCCUACUCCCUUUAUCAAAGUAAUAUUCAGCCCUUGAUUAAGGCAGGCUGACAUAACCAUAGGUAUGUACUGGCCAACAGCAUCAUUAUUUUAGAGCGUCAUAGUUUUCUAAAGUAAACUCUUUUCUUUACUUAGCCCGUUGUCGCUCCAGAAAUGUCAACACUCUUGGUUAAAUAACUUUCUCACAGUAAUAGGCUACUACCUACACCAUGUUAUCCGUAGCAACAUUUUUCACAGGAUUUGCUGCAAAGAUUCUUUUUUUUUUUUUUUUUUAGAAAUGAGUAGUUUAAGCAUUUUAUGUUGUCUUGCUUUCUCUGAAAUCUGUGCAGCGCUGUUUGAUAAUCCUAAAAUUACUAAUUUUAGGAGCGAUUACAAUGAAUUCCCGAUAGAAAACCAAGGAGUACUUUUUUUCUGUGCACAAGGAACGUCAUCUACUCACAUGCACACCUCUGCCUUCCACGCCAGACCCGCUCUUCCUUCUUGGUAACAGCGGAAGCACUGGAGUAAGCAGGAGACCAGUCUCCUGGUAGAUGCGACUGGGAAACCAAGCUGUCUUGUGACAAUCAUUCUACAACACACAUGGACUUGUCUUAUCUUUGCUUUCUCCUUUGUACUCAUUUCAUAUAUAUAUAUAUAUAUAUAUAUAAGACCUAUAUCAUCAUAUUGUUUUUGUCACGAUGUACUCAACAAAGCCCUCACUAUCUCCUUCACUUGCUCAUAAAGAGCUUCUCAUCCCUCUUCUUGCGAAGCAGCUGGUUGUUAGGCCAUGAGACGUUAUUGAGGUUGUGAUGAAUGUAAAUGACAAUAAAUUUGUGUUUAUCCCCC